Agrilus planipennis (emerald ash borer) is the source of this 459-nucleotide messenger RNA. RefSeq lists its product as uncharacterized. The transcript has a single exon. The coding region runs from base 1 to 459 and encodes 152 amino acids. The record is from RefSeq and is a predicted model, not a curated record. NCBI's taxonomy places the organism in Eukaryota, Metazoa, Arthropoda, Insecta, Coleoptera, Buprestidae.
AUGAGGUGUGUAAGGCAGUUAGCCACGGACUCGGCGGAAAAUUUCCCACUGGCAAGCGAAACCCUCGAAAGAGAUGUUUAUAUGGACGACGUCUUGAGUGGCGGAUCGACUAUUCAAGAUGCGUUAAAAUUGAGAGACGAAUUAAUUGAAGUCCUAAAUGGAGGAGGAUUUAAACUGUCAAAAUGGGCUAGCAACGAUUCAAGACUAAUACCAUUACCUUUGGAACAAGGAGAUGAAGACCGAAACGCGAUCGAACAGGAUAAAGCUGACACAUCCAAAGUGUUAGGCUUAAUAUGGAACUUCAGGGAAGACACCUUAUAUUUCAGAGUAUCUGUCCGCACAUCACAUUCUAAGAUUACGAAAAGAUCGAUACUUAGUUCGGUAGCGAAACUAUUCGAUCCCAUUGGAAUUGUUUCCCCGGUUAUUGUCAAGGCUAAAUUAAUAAUGAAAGAAUUAUAA